AUGGCCCCCCCGGUUCCCCAGUCGUUGCUGUUUGGCCGAAGUUAUAUGGAGCCGUCAAUUGAGUUCCAUAAUAAGAUUGUAGCGUGUUUCCUUCGAAGGCCUGGCCACGCUGCAAUUGUUGAUAAUAUAGUUGACGAGAUUGUUGUUCCUGCUUCUGCUGUUGCCGAAGCUGCUCUCUCUGUUGAUUUAUCUGUUGCUCCCUCUGCGCUUGUUGUUGCCUUUCUUGUUGCUGUUGCCGUUGCUGCUCUCUCUGUUGAUCUACCCACUGCUCCAUCUGUAUUUCUUGUUCCCUUUUUUGCAUGUGUGCCACAUGCGCAGCCUGCGCGGCAUCCUCGUACGCAGGGUGCACAAUAG
This is a messenger RNA of Penicillium pulvis, 354 nucleotides long. RefSeq lists its product as uncharacterized. Lineage: Eukaryota; Fungi; Ascomycota; Eurotiomycetes; Eurotiales; Aspergillaceae. The record is from RefSeq and is a predicted model, not a curated record. The coding region runs from base 1 to 354 and encodes 117 amino acids. The transcript has a single exon.